Molecule: messenger RNA, 1233 nt
Organism: Orbicella faveolata
Lineage: Eukaryota; Metazoa; Cnidaria; Anthozoa; Scleractinia; Merulinidae
Biological process (GO): cell surface receptor protein tyrosine kinase signaling pathway; protein phosphorylation; positive regulation of kinase activity
Cellular component (GO): signaling receptor complex; plasma membrane
Molecular function (GO): transmembrane receptor protein tyrosine kinase activity; ATP binding
Source: RefSeq, a predicted model, not a curated record
GCUGAGCUAGUUGUUGAUUUUCAGGAUGUUUUAUAAUUGUGCCAAAAUGGCCAGGAACACAGAGCGUCCCUUUUCACAAGAUGCCAAAAUGAAUAACAGCUAGGAGAGGUUAAGUUGCUAAUUAAUAGCUUGACCUCUUUUAAAUGAUGAUCUGGUCUUUUCUGCACAGAUAUGACGGCGCUACAUCCUUAUGAACCAGUCGGUUGUUUCAAAGACAAUAGUACACGCGCUUUACCAGUGUUAGUACGAAGGUACUCUGUCAACGAGAGAGAUUUGGCCAAUUCACUCGCAGCCAUAGUUCACGCAUGUGCUACGAAAGUCUUUGAGAAAGGCUUCUGGUAUUUUGGCGUGGAAUAUCGCUACGAGUGCUGGAGUGGAGUGAACGGUAGCAUGACCUACAACAUACAUGGGCGAUCCGACAAAUGUUUAUGGAAUUAUAGGGUGGGAGAUGUAUGGACCAUAUUUGUUUACCGCUUUGUUGAAGUGAAUGGCAGUUGGAGCCAGUGGUCGUCAUGGCAACCAUGCAGUGUGACGUGUGGAGGGGGACACAGGACACGUGCUCGCACAUGUUCUAAUCCAGCGCCAAAAUGGAACGGAAUGGAUUGCGCUGGGACAAAUAUCGCCACAGAGAGCUGCAAUUUGCACAAAUGUAAAGUGAAUGGCAGAUGGAGUUAUUGGUCGCCAUGGCAACCAUGCAGCGUGACGUGUGGAGGAGGACAUAGGACACGUUCUCGCACGUGCUCUAAUCCAGCGCCACAAUGGAACGGAAUGGAUUGCGCUGGAAAAAAUAUCUCAACUGAGAGCUGCAAUUUACAGAAAUGUAUAGAUACCAUGGCACUGCACCCGUAUGAACCAGUCGGUUGUUUCAAAGACGCUACUCCACGCGCCCUACCAGUGUUACUCCAAUGGUACUCUGUCAACGAGAGAGAUUUGGCCAAUUCACUUCCAUCCAUGAUUCACGAGUGUGCUACUCAAGUGUAUGAGAAUGGCUUCUGGUAUUUUGGCGUAGAACAUCGAUACGAGUGCUGGAGUGGAUUAAACGGUGACAUGACGUACAACAGACAUGGGCGAUCCAACAGUUGUUUAUGGAAUUAUAACGUUGGAAAUGCAUGGACCAUAUUUGUUUACCGGUUUGUUGGAGGUUAGUUACCAGUUCAUAACCUCACACUUCACAAAUUUUAUCCCGUGAUAUUUUUCUAACUAAUAUUAUGUAGCAUGAUUUACAUUUGGGUC